Paramormyrops kingsleyae is the source of this 4498-nucleotide messenger RNA. RefSeq names its product protein prenyltransferase alpha subunit repeat containing 1 (gene ptar1). The record is from RefSeq and is a predicted model, not a curated record. Gene Ontology annotation, molecular function: protein prenyltransferase activity. Lineage: Eukaryota; Metazoa; Chordata; Actinopteri; Osteoglossiformes; Mormyridae. Gene Ontology annotation, biological process: protein prenylation. Gene Ontology annotation, cellular component: cytoplasm.
CCUCCCGGACGGUUUAUCGUACACGCUCUUUGACCCGGAAGUAGUUCUGGCGUCUUGUUGACAUCACCCGCCCCAUGAAAAAUGGCAGAGUCGGAGGAAGAGGUGGAUGUCUUGGUCCAGAGAGUUGUGAAAGAUAUCAACAACGCCUUUAAGAAGAACCCCAAUAUUGAUGAAAUAGGUCUGAUACCAUGUCCGGAAGCCAGAUAUAACCGAAGCCCCAUCGUCCUGGUGGAGAACAAGCUGGGCAUGGAGAGUUGGUGUGUCAAGUUCCUUCUACCUUUUGUGCACAACAAACUUUUGUUGUACCGGCAGCGUAAACAAUGGCUGGACAGGGAGGCACUGAUAGACAUCACCUGCACGCUGCUGCUGUUGAAUCCAGAUUUCACUACUGCGUGGAAUGUCAGGAAGGAACUGGCACAGUGUGGGGUGCUGAAUCCUGAGAGAGAUCUGUACCUGGGCAAGCUGGUCCUCACCAAGUUCCCCAAGAGCCCAGAAACCUGGAUCCACAGGCGCUGGGUGCUGCAGCAGGUCUUGCGGCAGUGCCGCCCGCGCGCCGCGGAGCAGAAGGAGCCCGGCGAGGUGGAGCUUGGGGGGGCACAGGGCUCGCCCCCCAACGAGCGCCUCCGGCGGGUGCUGCGGGACGAGAUGAAGGUGUGCGCUGAGGCUGCCGGCCGAUACCCAAGCAACUACAAUGCCUGGUCCCACCGCAUCUGGGUGCUGCAGAACCUGGCCAAGGGCAACCUGAAGAUUCUUUAUGAUGAACUGUCUUCAAUGAAGCUCUGGGUUUCCACGCAUGUAUCGGACCACAGUGGCUUCCACUACCGUCAGUUCCUGAUGAAGGCGCUAGUGGCGGAACUGAGCCGAGCCACGGACGCCUCCUGUGGGCCAUCGCAGGACCUGCACCGCAGCCACUGGCCCAAUGGCGACGGGGUGGGCCCCGCGGCCGCCGAGGAAUCCCGGACAGCCAGCGUCCCCGAGCUCUUUGGCAAGGAGCUGGAGCUGUGCACUGACCUGAUUGAGACCUACCCGGGUCACGAAACGCUUUGGUGUCACAGGCGACACGUCUUCUUCCUCUGGUAUCACUGGAGGAAAGAGCAGUCCCAGGAUGUCGGACGGCAGCCAUCUCUCCUCAACCACACUGACGAAACGCUAAGCGGUUCCCUGGGAGCCAGUGCAGGUAGGAACGUCCAGGCCAUGGAUGUAGACUUGGCACUGGAAGAAAGCAAGCAGACCAGCUACACCCAAGACAGCAAGCGUCUGAAACGGGGACCCCUGCAGCUCCGUCCUGGGCUGCCUUCUGAACACAGCUUUGUCACCAAAAUCCUCAGCGGUUGCCGGAGCCCUGAGCAGGGCCGCUUUGCCGCCGCCUACAGGAAGUGGCUGGACUCUGUGAUAGUGGCUGCUGACACAAGGAGCGGUUCUGUGAAAAUAAAAGCAAACGUGAAUAAACGGAUUUCAAAGAGAAAAACGAAAGUGGAAACGCUCCUUCCAUAGCACUUCGGCUCUGCUGAUGCAGUAUCGUUUUUACAUUGACUGUAUGGCAAAUGGGAAAGGACACACUAAUUUGUUCAUUGGUCAUCUGUUUUGUUCUUGUCAUAAGAUUAUGUUUUCAAAUAUGGAUGUAAUGUUAUUAGUGAUACUAAUUAUACAGUUUUGCAAAAACUAACUUUUUUUUUUUCCUUUUGCUGAAAUGUAUUGGCAAUACCUCAGGUCUGUGUGUGUGGAGUGAGUGGUGUGUCGACUAGGUGAACUUUAAGUGGUGAGUCCCUCUCACUCAUUUCAUCUUGGAUUUUCUUCCAGUUACUUUGUGUACGAAUUUAAACUCACCGGUUGCACAGAUAAGAAGUGUUUGUCUCACAACUAGCCAUACAGAGUCCUGAAUCUUAAACAAUAAAAUGCACCACAUCGUGAAUCACUGCUAAAUCAUAGUGAAGUGACCCCUUAAAACAGUCACAAAGUCACUUACUCUCCCCUCCAUUUCUAUAGUAUUGUGAUCUCUGGGAGAUUGCACAGAUGUGUGGGGGCAGGUCAUGUGGGCUUAGGAUUGUGAUUUCUCUGGAAAUUGCCACCCCAGCUGUAAUGAAAUACCAAAAUGAGAGGAAGAGCGGUUUUUGUUUGCCGGCCCUGGGGAUCGAACCCACAAUCUUGUAUUUGUCUGCUAAUGACCAGACACAAAAUAAUGGAAUAUUAUUUAAAUGUGGAUUAUAAAAAAAAAAAAAAAAUCACUUGGUUCCAAAAAACUGCAACACAAAUGGAAAAACAAGUAGAGGAGUGAUGUAGCUGGCGGGGUAAUAUUUUUAUUUAUAUUUCUGGGUUUCACCUGUUACCAUAAUGAGUACAUUUGAGUGAUUCUGUCAACGUUUUCUAUUCUGUUACAAAUGACCAUGAUGUGUAGAGAAGGUGAACAUUACAAACAGGAGCCCUGGUUGACAAUUCUGUUAGUAGUAGUUUGUGUGGUAGUUGCUUCAAUGCUUUUUAAUUCAAUGCCUAUGAAAUAUGUAUCUAUUUUGAGUACAUGUGCACUUUGUAUACAAAUGAACCCAGGUACAAUUAUAUUUGGUUGAAUUUAGACACUGUGGGUCAGUACAAAGACUGUACCAGUAAUGUUGGUGAGCUGCAGUUCAGUUUGAUGUAGGUUAGGUUUAGGUAGUUCUUUCUUCUAAAACACACAUACCUGUCAUAAUUUGAUGCUGAAUGGUAUGGACUUGUGAAAACCGUGCUGUAUUAACGAACACCUACAAAAAGAAACAAACAUUUCAGUGUUGGCGAAACGGCAGUCUGGGAACAAUUCUCAUAUGGUUGAAGAUUGGCCUUAACACAAAACCGACAUGAAGGAGUUGAAAGAGUACCAUGGUAUAUAUGUUCUCCUCAGUAACUGACACACACUGUACAUUAUGACAUUUGUACCUUGUAUACACUAUGUGCUUAUAACUUGAACCAUCAUACAAUAAAAUGUCUGUAUCCUUCUAUUAUAAAACGUACUGUGCAUUGAACCUCCUUGUACGUUCUGUAUGUUACAUUUUGCUAAUGUUCCAAAAGGGAAGGAUUACAUUUUUUCUCCUGUUUUGUGUAACGAUUUUUAAAAAUAAGAUCAUCUCUUGUUUCUCCUGUUGAACGUUGUCUUACGAACUGUGACUUAACUUAGGGACCCAGAGAAUCACUAGUACUGGAAAUUUUCAAGACCCCUCAUCUGAUUAAUUUUCUGUCUUUCAGUCGUAUACCUCACUCCACUCAAUUAUUCCUUUUUUAUGUAAUUAGCCUAUUUCUAACUGGUGAAGAAGGGCAUUGAUGGGGGGGGGGGAGGAGUAAGUGAAUAGGGUGUAAACAGGGUUAGCUGAGUGGAUGAUAGAAUGGGCAUCUCCCGUGCUUUCUGGGAGUGACAGAAAGAUGACUGGUGAAAGCGUGUGGCUGCUUUGGAUAAAGGUUAUUAUACAGAACUGAAUAGUCUUGAAUAUAUUUAGUAAAUGAGCAGCCAUGCUCUGUGUAAGCGCUUAAAUAUUUCUUGGGUUAAGUGACAGCAGGUGUUGCAUCCAUGUUGUCAGGAGCUGUUACAAACAAACAGGAGCGCUUAUGUGGAACAUUACAUCAUGGCAAUAUGUAGCUAUUAAUUGGCCUUUUGUAUUUUUAUUUAUAUUUUUUAAAGAUGUCUUUAAACAUUGGCUUAGUUUAGAAAUACACUUGAUUGAAAUGCAGCCUUAGUUUAAAUGUUGUGCACUGUGCUGUGAGUGGUUACCCAGAUGCUAGUGAUCUUUUGAGGGCUUCCACCUAAACACUAAGCUGUUAUAUGCUUUGUUUAGAGAAAUAUAUAUAUAUAUAUCUAUAUAAUUAAAGUAUAUUUAAAAAGGCAAUCAUUGGAUUUGCCUUACUGUGUUUUUGGGAGAAUUCUUGUUUUAACUAUUAAACCAAGCAAAAUAUUGUAGUACCAAAUUCUUUCUGCAAUUCACUUUUAUUAAUCAAAAAUGCUUUCUUGUAUCUCAUUUGUGAAACUAACACAAGCAUAUCCAUUUUACUACUUUAAGGGUGUGAUAACGCAUACCUUAGUAAUAUAAAUUGUAAAUCUAUGCAGAAAUGUUCCUUUAAUGAAGGUUUGGUGAUCUUAAAAGCAAAUGUAGCUUUGGUAGAUUUUCUUUUUGUAGAAUUCCAAUCCCCAUUGUCAUUCCCCAGCCCCGCCCCCCUCGAAUAUAAAUUUCUGAUAGGAAAGGUGUUCAUAUUCAUAAUGUCUUAUCUGUAAUUUUGUAUUUUAGACUAAUACAUUUUAAAACCACUUUUUUCACCUUUGCAGGUCUUUCAUGUACAACUUGCUUACCAAGUGAAAAAAUAAAGUUCUAAAAUGCGCUUUGUUUUCUUUCCCCAACGUUGUGAAUUUCUUCGUCAUUUGAAUAUUCCAACUUGAGAAUUUGUUUAAUAAGCACAUAUAGUGAAUCUAUUCUUGCCUGUUGCACAAAAACUCACCUUACACAAUGUACUGUAUUCUCUCAAUAAACUGAAUUACUGACCA